AUGAGCUUUUUAUCGAAAUUAUCAGAGCUUAGGAAGACAACACCACCAGCCAGGAAACUAACGCCAACAGCUACUGCUUCUAAGAAUAAAUCAGAAGAAUUCACAUUACUUCCAAAGAAUUAUGUACGUGAUGAGGACCCAGCAGUAAGAAGAUUAAAAGAAUUGAGACGAAAAGAACAAGCGAUCAAUAAUGUUAUAAGUAAGAAGCCACGCGCUCGGAAGAGGCCCUCAUCAGGCCCUAAGAAUAAGGUGGCUAAAGAAGAUGGUGGUGACAUUGGGACAGUAUACAAAAAGAAAAUUGGGUCGAACACUACUGUCAGUAGACCACAGGUUAAAAAACCUGCUCCUUUAAAGAAGAUGAGUUUUGAAGAAUUGAUGAAACAGGCUGAGAACAAUGCGACUAUAAGUCCUACGGUGAAAUCAGAAGCAAAACAUGAAACUUCAUCUGCUAAUAGAAUAAUGAAACCAAAUUUCAAACACUCCAGUUCCAAGCUUAAUCCAAGACAUAAGAUUGAUGCAAGAGCUAAAAUAGAGCCAGGGAAAGAAAAGCCGGUGAGAUUAUCUUUGCCAAAGAAUAAAUUUGCACAACCAAAUGAUAGGAUAAGAAAAGAGUUAGAAUCAAGGAAAAAACAUAAGCAGGGAUAUAGACGCAAUGAACUAGAUGAGGAAGACUCGGAUUUGAGUGAUUUUAUUGAGCAUAGUGAUGAUGAUGACAGAUAUAAAAGACGUACACUAACGUCGUAUGACGAUCCUGGAUAUGACAGGGAUGAAAUCUGGGCAAUGUUUAAUAGAGGCAAAAAACGCGAUCCCUAUGCAUAUGAUGAUUAUGAUGAAGGGGAUGAUAUGGAAGCUAAUGAGAUGGAAAUUUUAGAAGAAGAAGAGUAUGCUAGAAAGAUGGCAAAGUUGGAGGAUAAACGUGAAGAGGCAUGGUUAAGGCGGCGUGAAGAAGAGAAAAAGCGUCUAAAGGGAAAGAAAUAG
Messenger RNA from Kazachstania africana CBS 2517, 978 nucleotides. RefSeq names its product Spt2p (gene SPT2). Lineage: Eukaryota; Fungi; Ascomycota; Saccharomycetes; Saccharomycetales; Saccharomycetaceae. Gene Ontology annotation, molecular function: DNA binding; histone binding. Gene Ontology annotation, cellular component: nucleolus. Gene Ontology annotation, biological process: nucleosome assembly; regulation of DNA-templated transcription. The record is from RefSeq and is a predicted model, not a curated record. The coding region runs from base 1 to 978 and encodes 325 amino acids. The transcript has a single exon.